AUGUACAACAUAACUGUCUUCAUCUUCUCCACCCUCAAACACCUGGUAGAAACCCUCCUCACCAUCUCCCCAACGUUCCAAACCCUACACUACUACCUCGUCAAACACCCACGCGUCCACAACUUCGAGUGGCACCAGGGUCAAACCUUCGGCUCCUCCGUCACCUUCCUAACCCUAACCAUCCUCCUCUACCUCACCCUCACCUUCCUCCUCUCCCGCCGCCACACCUCCUCCUCCCCUUCCUCCACCGUCGUCAUCCCUCCCUCCCUCCUCCGCCUCCUCACCGCCGCGCACAACACCUUCCUCCUCUCCCUCUCCGCCGCCAUGGCCCUCGGCUGCACCCUCACCAUCCUCACCACCCUCCCGGACGUCCACAACCUCAUCUGCUUCCCCGUCGGCACCGUCCCAAAAGGUCCGCUCUUCUUCUGGGCCCACGUCUUCUACCUCUCCAAGAUCUACGAGUACGUCGACACCUUGCUCAUCAUCCUCAGCUCCUCCGCCUCCCGCCGCCUCUCCUUCCUCCACGUGUACCACCACGCCACCGUCGUCGUCAUGUGCUACAUCUCCCUCCACACCGCCCAGUCCAUGUACCCGGGGAUCCUCGUCACCAACUCCGCCGUCCACGUCGUCAUGUACCUCUACUACCUCAUGUGCUCGCUCGGGAAGCGCCCCACGUGGAAGAAGCUCGUCACCGACUGCCAGAUCGUCCAGUUCUAUUCGAGCUUCGGGAUCAUGGCGCUCAUCUUCUACUACCAUUUCACCGGCGAGGGUUGCUCCGGGAUCUGGGGGUGGUGCUUCGACUCCGUUUUCAUCGCCUCGUUGCUCUUCUUGUUCCUCGACUUCCACACCAAGACUUACCAAAGCAAGAAAGAGGUGAACGGUGACGGUAACGGGAAUGGAGUUGUUGAUGAUGGUGGUUCUGGUAAGGCAGUGAAGCAAGCUUAG
Messenger RNA from Linum tenue, 945 nucleotides. The record is from the annotation of a GenBank genome assembly. NCBI's taxonomy places the organism in Eukaryota, Viridiplantae, Streptophyta, Magnoliopsida, Malpighiales, Linaceae.